UCCCGGUGCAGUGUCUGUGCUUGAUCGGGCAUGCCUGUAGUUUUUCUAAUCCUCUUCUGUAGAGGUUUUCCAACAAUUCACCCAGAGCCAUGGCCAGAGCAUGGUGUCUGUGUGUGAGAGGCUUGUUCAUGUAUUUGCAGAAACCGGCGACCACUUUCGAUGGCCGACGGUGCUCGUUCUGAGGUCUAGAUGGCUAAGGACAGGGGAAGAUCUAGAAAAACGACAGUUGGCAAAUAACUUUGCUUACACCUGUAUUGAAGCGAGAUGUAUGUGACAGUUUUCUUCGGCUGUCGCUGAUGAUAUGAGAGGUUCUUGCAGGUGCAUCGUAGACCUAGUAGUACCUACGUACUGGUGUGUUAGCAAGCGGUAAAGGAUUUCCGUUUCUGUUACUGCUGCUAUGUGUACCAUGCUUCCUGAACAGCGUCCGCAAAGGUUUGUUGCCGGAGCUGUUGCAGUGCCAGUAAUUGUGUCGGAGUCGUCGCUGCCAGCGUUCCAUGCGCUGCGGAAAGGAGGCAAGGUUGAUGCCGAAAUGAUGGCAACAGCACGAUACGAUCCAGGCAGCAGCCAUUGGGGCCGUCCGCCGGUCGACAGCAUGAUCAUUGCUGGUGAUGAUGAGGAUGAUGACGAGGAUGAUGAUGAUAGCGACACUGGUGAUUACAAGAUGACUGGAUCACAUCUUGUUGAUAGAUACAUUAAGACGAUGCAAGCUCGGCAAAGUGGAGAUGGUGCUCCUGUCAGACAUGAAACACCGGCGGAUUUCGAUGCUACUCUGCUCAGCGAAACGUUUGAAGAUGCCACCUCCACUCUUGGCAGCCACUACUCAAUGCGGCGUGAGAGUAGAGACAUGGAGAGAGAAUUCAGACUCUCUGGUGGUACUCCCAAAGACCUGAGACUCAGUGUGUUGACUGGAGGAAGCCAAACCAGGGGUCGGUACGGCAGCAAUGACAGCAUGUGACGUGGCGGCGAUGGGGAGAGCACACUGCCACGCCGUGCAUCGUCCAUUGACCCUAUUCCCGAGUUGGAAGCCGACCCUCGCGGCUAUGGUGCGGCUGCAGCAGCCAAUCCCAGUGUGGGAAAGGACAGCACGAUAUCACCACUGAGGUCACCGCCGUCCUGGUACAGUGACGAAGCUGCGCUACCUGCCAGUCUCGCCAAUCAACACCUCGGCCAGUACAAUAGCCUGGCCCGGGGAAAUCGGACAGACGAUGGCAGCUAUCAGAAUAUUUCAAGCAUUCCGUCCCGGUACAAUGAACAGCCAGAUGGUGCAUCAGCGCAACAUCAAUCGCGGGCCCGACACCCAGUUAAACGGCAGGAAUCUCAGGAACAGGAGGUAGCACUGGCGAUCAGGGGAAUGAACAGCCACUCACGACAGGCCAUUGCUGCCCAGGCCAUGGACCAUUCGGAAACCCCAUCAGAGGACGGACAUGACUAUCAGACGGCAAGAAACGAGUCAGCGCAGAGUUCUCGGGCAGGUGCGCACUCCCAGUAAUCUCAGCAGUCGCAGUCGCACUCAUCUAGGCAGCAGCAGCAGCAGCCAGGCCGGUCGCCAGCGUAUCAGCUAUCACUGCACGACGUGGUGGGGUUCCUCAACAGCCGCGGUACGAUGGUGGUUGCCAACGCCGCUGGGUAUCUUUAGCAUGCAUCGUGUACCAACGACCAUGUCAAAACUCAACUGAGGGAUCUUGGUGCCACACCAGCCUUGGUCGGUCUCAUUUUGCAGAGAGAUGAAAUGGUGCAGCACGCUGCCGUGGGUGUGCUAAGAAACAUGUCAUACCGUCCUCACAGCGUCCCUAAUAAGUAUGCUGUUUGUGAAGCAGGAGGCGUAGAGGUCCUUGUGCGGCUGUUGCGCAAUGCAAGGUCUGAAGAUCAAUUGACAUGUAUGGUAAAUGGCAUGGGUAUACAGGGCUCCUCUUCACGGAGCAACCACUUGUCUGUGUCAUCUGCAAACGGUCCGAUGGCCGGUAAUACCCAGUCAUUGCCGAACAGUCAUACUAGUGAUACACCUGGCCCGACUCCAACCAUCCCAGUCCAUCCGGUCGCUACAGAUUUCCUGCCCGCAUCCACGUCCACUCCGCACCCCAAUGUCCGGCAAGAGAACGGCCCAAUGCCAGGAGUUACGACGGGCCCACUGCCAGGAAUUACGAUAGGCUCACUGCCAGGAGUUACGAUAGGCCUGCUGCGAUAUCCGCUGGGCUUGUCCGCGCCAAUGUCGUGUCGCCCACUCAUUUCGGCUUCAAAGGAUCCACUACUCCGUCGCUUCAGGUAAACACCAGUGGAUCAGUUUCAUCUCUAGGUACGGAUGUGUCGGCUAGUACGGCUUUGACUACAACCUCGGGUGCGAGGCAACCAGUGGCGGCUGCGGUGUCUUCUACAGCGCUAUCUCAGCCACAGUCGCAGCAGGUUCUUGCUGAUCUUUAGCGUGCUAUGUGUUGUGCGUGUGUGCGAGCGCGGACACGCAAACACAAUGCCAUGUGAUGUGCGGUGUGUGUUAGGCCUUGACAGAUUAUGCUAAUAUUUUCGUGAAAUUAUGCUUUUCGCAUUGCUGAAAAAAUUGCAGUAUUAUGCUAUUUUUAUGCUAAAAGUCUAAUCAUAUUAUGCCGCAUUUUGCUCACAUAUGCUGCUAAUGUAUAAUAGUUCCGUGCAAAAUAACAGGGGAAUUUUUUUGUAGAGGGCGUUGUACUGUAGUAGCAAAAGUUCAACGGGGUCAACGCACCGUCCGACCUAGCUACGACCGUCACUGAUUGUAGUGGACUGGACAUGUUCUCGAGGGAGUCGUAAACCUACGACUUCCUGGUGCAUCUACUUGUACUUGUAUUUGUAGAACAUGUACAACUGUAUGGAAUUUGAUGCGAACAGGCGGACUAUUCCAAUUUUAUGCGAUUCGUAUGCAAUUUGCCUCGAAUUAUGCCAUUAUUCGAUUUUGGUAGGAAUCAUGCGAAAAAUUAUGCUAGCAUAAUCUGUCAAGGCCUAGUGUGUGUGUGCGUGCGUGUGGGGUUUGUGUGUGCGCGCGCACGCGCACAAUGCCAUGUGUUGUCCGGUGUGUGCGCGCGCAUGCGCACAAUGCCAUGAUGAGGGUGAGGGCAGUUUUGACAGUGGAUUGAACUGUAAGUCCGAUUGUGAAUCGGACAGUGAGUCUGAAAGCUAAGGCUGGUGGACCGUACUAUUGAAGUUUUUGAAUUAAUUUUGAAUUGAUUUGAAUUUGAAUUGUAAUUUUAAACUCUGCAGCAAAUGACAAAAUAAUCUACUUCGCUAUUAUUUACAACAUCUUCCAUAUCGCUCGUUUGCCAAGAUCGGCUUAUGAUCGCUAUCACUCUGCCGUUUUUGGGUAUCCUUUGCUUCGCUCGUGCUAGCUCUCUUCCGCUGGUGUUGUCGAGAUAGUGUCCCAAUAAAUGAAA
This is a messenger RNA of Sycon ciliatum, 3395 nucleotides long. RefSeq lists its product as uncharacterized. Lineage: Eukaryota; Metazoa; Porifera; Calcarea; Leucosolenida; Sycettidae. Bases 398 to 955 code for a protein of 185 amino acids. The record is from RefSeq and is a predicted model, not a curated record. The transcript is spliced from 9 exons.